GAAGACCUGUCUCGUUUCGGGGGGGCCAUGGACGGGGUUGGGGUCUACGGAGACCCUCACGCGCCCCGGCCGCUACCGCAGGUCCACCACCUGAACCACGGGCCGCCCCCCCACCCCCCACAGCACUACGGAGCGCAUGCGCCGCACAACAUCCUGCCGGGCAGCGUGGGGGGGUCGAUGAACGAGGCCCUGAGGAGGGACAAGGACCAGGUGUACGGGCACCCCCUGUUUCCGCUCCUCGCGCUGGUCUUUGAGAAGUGUGAGCUCGCGACCUGCACGCCCAGAGAGCCAGGUGUGGCGGGAGGUGACGUCACCUCCUCGGACUCCUUCAACGAGGACAUCGCCGUGUUCGCCAAACAGAUCCGCGCGGAGAAACCUCUGAUCUCCUCCUCCGACCCGGACCUCGACAACCUGAUGAUUCAGUCCAUCCAGGUGCUCCGCUUCCACCUGCUGGAGCUGGAGAAGGUGCACGAGCUGUGUGAUAACUUCUGUCACAGGUACAUCAGCUGUCUGAAGGGGAAGAUGCCCAUCGACCUGGUCAUCGACGAUCGUGACGGCUGCAAGUCGGACUUUGACGACUUGUCCGGGUCCUCCACACACCUGGCCGACCACAAUCCUGCGUCCUGGAGAGACCUGGACGAUACCCACUCCACGCUAUCCAUAGGGACCCCAGGGCCGUCCAGCGGGGGACACGUCUCUCAGAGCGGGGACAACUGCAGUGACAUGGGUGACGGACUCGACCACGGCCUGGCGUCACCGGGGACUGGAGACGAGGACGACCUGGACAAGAAGAGGCAGAAAAAACGAGGGAUCUUCCCCAAAGUGGCCACAAACAUUAUGAGAGCGUGGCUGUUCCAGCAUCUCACGCACCCGUACCCGUCAGAGGAGCAGAAGAAGCAGCUCGCACAGGACACAGGCCUCACUAUCCUGCAGGUCAACAACUGGUUCAUCAAUGCGAGGAGAAGAAUAGUUCAGCCGAUGAUCGAUCAGUCCAACAGAGCAGUGACUCAGAGUACUCCCUACAGUCCAGACGGCCAGCCAAUGGGUGGCUUCGUACUGGAUGGACAGCAGCACAUGGGCCUCAGAGGAGGUCCGAUGAGUGGCAUGGGAAUGAACAUGGCGAUGGAUGGACAGUGGCACUACAUGUAGAGCUGCACGCCAAGGCCUGAUUCUCUCACAGGGUUAUGUCUCCAUGGUGACUCAGGGAUCUUCUUCCAUCAGGCUGUGAGCUGAGGACCACAUACCCCAUUGGACCUGAUCACCCCCCCCCCCCCACCAACACACACAUACACACAGGGGGCAUGCCUCAUAGGAUCACCGUGGUACAGCCCCCCGAUCGAACGAGAUAAGAUAAAAAGAUAAGAUAAGAUAUACUUUAUUCAUCCCAGCAGGGAAAUUUAGGUGUUCCAGCAGCCAGCAUACAUAC
Molecule: messenger RNA, 1426 nt
Organism: Labrus bergylta (ballan wrasse)
Lineage: Eukaryota; Metazoa; Chordata; Actinopteri; Labriformes; Labridae
Source: RefSeq, a predicted model, not a curated record